This is a messenger RNA of Orcinus orca (killer whale), 4206 nucleotides long. It is a transcript of the gene NINL, whose product is annotated as ninein like. Gene Ontology annotation, cellular component: centrosome. Lineage: Eukaryota; Metazoa; Chordata; Mammalia; Artiodactyla; Delphinidae. Gene Ontology annotation, molecular function: calcium ion binding. Gene Ontology annotation, biological process: microtubule anchoring at centrosome. The record is from RefSeq and is a predicted model, not a curated record. The transcript has 23 exons. Bases 156 to 3446 code for a protein of 1096 amino acids.
UCGGCGCCUGAAGGCCGGGAGGAGCGCGGCGCGGGGCCCUCCAGACACAAAGAGCGGCUGCAGGACGCUGGUGGAAGAAGAGCGCCCGCCCGCCCCCUUGGCCUGUACGCGCGCAGGCGGAACCGGAGACGCCCCCACGCCCAGCCUGCGAUGGGAUGGACGAAGAGGAAGAGAGCCACUAUGUCUCGCAGCUCAGGGAUGUCUACAGCAGCUGUGACACCACGGGGACAGGCUUCUUGGACCGGGAGGAGCUGACCCAACUCUGCCUGAAGCUUCAUCUGGAAAAGCAGCUGCCUGUCCUUCUGCAAACACUUCUCGGAAACGACCACUUUGCCAGGGUUAACUUUGAGGAAUUUAAGGACGGUUUCGUGGCCGUCUUGUCAUCACAGGCUGGUGUCGGCUCCUCAGAUGAAGACAGCGGGUCUUUGGAGCCAGGUGCCCCCCGGGCCGUCCCCCCAAAGUACGUGAGCGGCUCUAAGUGGUAUGGCCGUCGGAGCUGGCCCGAGCCCUGUGACGCUGCAGGUGGAGCCCCGUGUUUACCGGAGCAGCCUGCCAGGCCCAGUGUGAGAAGCCAGCUCCGACGCUCUGCGUCUCUGGAAAGUGUGGAGAGUCUCAAGUCCGAUGAAGAAGCUGAAAGUGCGAAGGACCCUCAGAAUGAGUUGUUUGAAGCAAAAGGCCAGCUGCCAACCUGGGGUUCUGAGGUCUUCGGGAGCCUCCGGAAGCCCUGCAGCUCCUCCUUCGACACCCCCGAGAGCCGGGUCCGAGGCCUCUGGGAAGAGCUGGGUGUGGGCAGCAGCGGCCACCUCACCGAACAGGAGCUGGCCCUGCUCUGCCAGAGCGUCGGGCUCCAGGGCCUGGAGAAGGAGGAACUUGAAGACCUGUUCAACAAGCUGGACCAAGACGGCGACGGCAGAGUGAGUCUAGAGGAAUUCCAGCUUGGCCUGUUCAAUCAUGGAUCCCCUCAACUUCUGGAAUCUUCCACACUUGUCAAACCGAGCGGGUCCUGGUCUCAUUACCAGGUCCCAGAGGAGGGUGGUGGCCAGACCACCACGUCAUCCCUUGUGUCCGUGAGCUCGGGCCCGCGCCUCUUGUGCAGCGUGGACGACGGCGCCGGCUUCGCCUUCCCGGAGCAGAUCGUCACCCUAUGGGCCCAGGAGGGGGUGCACAACGGCAGGGAGGUCUUGCAGAGCCUCGACUUCAGUGUGGACGAGAAGGUGAACCUUCUGGAGCUGGCCUGGGCCCUUGAGAACGAGCUCAUGAUGGUGGGCGGUGCCACUCAGCAGGCAGCCUUGGCCUGCUACCGCCAGGAGCUGAGCUUCCGCCAACGGGCUUGCUGGGCCCAGAGCGGUGUCCCCUUUGACCCCGCCUCCUUCACGCAGGGGGCAGGUGGAGCAGAUGGCCAGGGAGCGAGACAAGGCGAGGCAGGACCUGGAGAAGGCAGAGCAGAGGCACCUGGAGUUUGUGAAGGAGACGGACGACCUCCACUCUGCCCUGGAGCAGCUCGCAGAGGAGAAGGUCAGGGUGGACAAACGAGUCCCAGACGCUGUGGCCGAGUGCUCAGGCGAGAGACCCGGGGGAGGGAGAGGCCCAGGUGGCGCCCCUCAGGAGCCCGACGAACCACGUGCCAUGUGCCUUGCAGACGCCUGGAGCAGGGGUACAGGGAGAGGCUGAGUCUCCUGCGGUCCGAGGUGGAGGUGGAGCGCGAGCUGUUCUGGGAGCAGGCCCGGCGGCAGAGGGCUGCGCUGGAGGAGGACCUGCAGCGCCUUCGGGCCGAGGAGGCCAGCCUCCGCCAGAAGCUGAGCCUGGCCCUGAAGGAAAACAGUCGACUGCAGAAGGAGAUGAUUGAAGUCGUGGAGAAGCUCGCAGAGUCGGAGAAGCUGGUCCUGAAGCUGCAGAAUGAUCUGGAGUUUGUGUUGAAGGACAAGGUCCCGGCCCUCAUUUUCCUGCCUGCAUCUGGCUUUCAGCUCGAGCCACAGAGCACGGAGCUCCUGACCCAGGAGGAGCGGUUCUCAGAAGUCCUGAAGGAGUACAAGCUCAAGUGCCGGGACCUGCAGGACUGCAACGACGAGCUGCAGGCCGCACUGGAAGGCCUGCGGGCACAGCUGCCCCCGAGUCGGCACGGCCAGCUGCCCCCGGGACACGGCCCGGCAGGCAUUGUCACGUUUGUGGGUGAUUCCGUCCCAGUGAGUCUAGAGACGGAGAUAAUGUUGGAGCAGGUGAAGGAACGUUACAAAGACCUCGAGAUCCAGCUGGAGACCAAGGUGAAUUACUAUGAAAGGGAGAUGGAGGUGAUGAAAAGGGCCUUUGCGGAGGAGAGAAAGGAGCUGGAGCGGGCCUUCAAGCUCGAGGUUGGCGUGCUGCAGGGUCAGAAGGCCGAGCUGGCGACGCUGCACCAGGAGUCGCAGGAGGCUGUCCGAGGCCUGCGGGACCGGCUGCAGCGGGCCGUGGAGCUGGAGCGGGGCCACGCGCGGCAGCUGGCCCAGGAGAGGGACCAGCUGGAGGAGGCGCUGCAGCGGGUCAGGAUCAAGUUGGAUAGGCUCUCUGAAGAAAACACGUUUUUGAAAAAUGAGCUGACGAGGAUCCAGCAAGAGCUUGAAGCUGCAGGAAGGACAGAGGCUGCACAGAGGAAGGAAGUUGAGUUUUUAAAGAGAGAGAAGGAAAAGGCCUGCUCUGAGAUGGAAGAGCUCUGCACACAGAGUCAGAAAUGCAAGGAUGAAUUGUCCCAGCUCAACCACAGGGUCCUGCAGCUGGGAGAGGAGGCCUCCACCCACCAGGCCCAGAGCAAGAAGAAUCACAUCACUGUUCAGCUGCUGACACAGAGACUGGAGGAGGCGGCAUGCCGGGAGGAGCUGCAGGAUAACCAAAUCCAAAAACUUGAACUUGAACUUGAACACGUGACUCAGGAACGUCAGAGCCUGAGACUGGCACAGUCACAGCUGAGAGAGGCCCUUGAAGAGAGUCGGGACCAGCUGUACGGGGCCACCACGAGGCUGAAGCUGGCCCAGUCCCAGCACGCCCACGCGGUCCAGCAGCUGCAGAAGCAGAUGGAGCAGCUGGUGCCUCGGGGCCGCGUGGCUGAGCUGCAGCAGCUGCUGGAAGGGGAGCGGCAGGCGGCUCGGCAGCUCCAGGUGGAGGAACGGGAAGCACAUGAAAAACAGCUGAAAGCCGCAGAAGAGCGGGUGGAGGAGGUGGAAAUGAUUUUGAAGAACGUGGAAGCGCUCCUCCAAGAGAAAGUGCGUGAGCUGAAAGAGCAGUUUGAAAAGAAUACACGAUCCGAUUUGCUGCUCAAGGAGCUCUAUGUGGAAAAUGCUCACCUAACGAAAGCGCUUCAGGUCACUGAAGAGAAGCAACGAGGUGCUGAGAAAAAAUCCCGAUUCUUGGAAGAAAGAGUUAGAGCUCUCAACAAACUACUCAGUAAGAUCGCUUCAGCAUCUCUCUCUGUGUAGACUGCUUUUCUUCCUGGAGUUCAUUUUCAAAGAACAUCUUUUAAAAGUAAACCACUGUGAUGCUGUAACUUCUAUGGCUCAUUGGCCGCACACCCCUGGACAGAUGAGGAUUAUGACUCUCUGUUCGCCCCACAAGCAUUUAAUGAAGGUCGACUAUGUGCCAGAUGCUGGGGAAACAGACAUGUUGGAAAAGACUAUAUAUUUUUUUAGUGGUCCCUACGUAAAAUUCCUAAAUUUGCUGCUUACUAGUGGAACAGGUUAUGGGGGCUCUCAGCAAGGUAAAUGGUAAAAUAGUUUUAAUGUUUGACUUCUGACCUUGGCUACAGAGACUAAAAUGCAAAGUCAGGGCUCUGCAGUUCUGCCAUUUCACUGUUGCUGCUCUGGUUGAGUCACUGGCAUUCUCCAUAGUGGGUGGAUACAGACACUCCAGAAAUGCUUCACUUUCUGUGACUGUCAACUGGCGAUGAGGGGUAGAGGAGGGGAAGCCCCUUUGUUGGGGUCAGCUCCACUGCAGGGAUGGUUGGACAGUGCUUGUUAUUUUAGGGCUGUGGACUCAGGGAGGAUGGUUUCUAUUGUGAAUGCAAUCUUUUCCUCAUUGAAGUGUCAUCACACUGGAAAGUAUAUUAUAUGUAAAAAAAAAAAAAAAAGUAUAGUUUUAUAUCCAAAAUAUACAUAAAUUAUGGCCAUUUGGUUUAUCAGAGUAAACUACUGUAAUAUGAAGAGUCACUGUAUUUGCAAUAAAAGUUCUUUUCUAUUAAAA